Messenger RNA from Cinara cedri, 4453 nucleotides. The record is from the annotation of a GenBank genome assembly. Lineage: Eukaryota; Metazoa; Arthropoda; Insecta; Hemiptera; Aphididae.
UAUAGAUUUUAGAUAUUUAUUCCGUUCAAAAAACCGUCUGUAAUUUAUACUUAAUGAGUACCUAUUUAAUUAAUAUUUGUCUAUAUUCUAGAAUCUUAAUGUUCUGCGAUUCAAUACGUAACGUUUCGAGCUGUAAAAUUAUUACACUAAAUGUAAUUAAAAAUUCGAUUUUGUAAUGUAUAUCUAUUACACGUGAUAUUAUAAAAAUCGAUUCCUACUGAAUAGCAGUUAUUUUAAAAUGGCUCCGGUAAUAUUUGAUAUCGAAAGGGUGUGUCGUUUAUGUAUUCGUGAAGAUGACGGGCAAAGUAAAAUGACAUCAAUAUUUGAACAACCAGAUCUUGAAGAUAUUAUUAAAAAUUGUGUACAAAUCGAGGUGAGGCUUGAUGGUUGUAUUAUAUAUCAUUUUAAAAUGAUUAGGAUUUUGUUCUUAUGGAUGUUUAUUAUAAUUUUAUAAAAUAAUUAUAACUUAACCACGUUCGUACAAUGUUCAGUUAGCACUAAGCGACAAUUAAAUUGGCCAUCAAUAUUCUGUCUGUUGUGACAACACUACUUAAAUCGAUUAAAUUCAAGGAACGAAUGCAGGUUAUUUCCUAACUGAUAUUUUUGUUUUUGCAUGCUUAAUUUGAUGUUAUUUUCAAAAAAAGUUGCCCAAAUUUCAUGUGAAAUUUAUGGUCAAAAAAAUUCAAAAUGCUCGAUUUUUCUAAAAAUCGUGCUAACUUACCUACUUACUUAUUUUGUUAUUGUUAAUAAAUCGCGUAAAACCUAAUUAUAAUGUUAUUUCAAUCAUUUGCAUACUAAAGUAACUCAAAAUUGAAUUUUUGACUUUUUUGUUUUUCAUUUGGUGUGCAAUAACAUAAAUAAGUUUUUGGUGAAAUCAGAAUUAACUAAUAUUUUUUGGUUUGUAAGAAAUAAUGGAAAAAUGUAUCUUUUCUUAUGGAUAUAUUAACACCACAUUUUACCUUUGAAAAAAUAUACUUUAUUUAAUACUAUUUUUUUUUUUUUUUACUUAGGCCAAAAUAAUUUUUUAAAAAAUCACCUGAUGAGAGGAGCUGAAGGGCAUGGUAAAAUUAAUUCAAUGAUUAUAACGUUAAAUUAUUGUUACAAAUAACAAAAUAUUUAAUAAAGUUUUAAAAUUUUCUUUUUUCCAAUGCUAGUUCUUAAAAUAAUCUAAAUAUAUACAUACAUACUCCUUUAGUUCCAGGUAGAAAGGUCUUAUGUCAAUUUUAUCAACUUUUCAAGGCAGCCGUUUGAAAGUUUUAAAAUUCCUACAUGUUUUAGUAUUAAAAUCAUUUAAGUAUAUUAAUCCAAUUUUAAGUACAUUAAUGACUUAAAAUUCUUGAAUUUAUAAUUAUUUAUAGACUUAACUGUAGUUACGCCAUUUGGAUUUCACUUUUUCUGACUUAUUUUUUUUUUCAACAUACCUAAUUCUUUUUGAUUAAAUAAAUUAUGACAUGUGAUUUUUAUCAAAACUUAGAAAAUAAUUACCUUUCCUAAAAAUGAAUUCAUUAUAAUAUCUAGUAGGUGUUUAAUAACAAAUUAAUGUUUCCUGUAGAAUAAUUUACUCAAUAGUACAUCAUAUAUUUUGAUAGCAUAAUUAAAGUUUAUAAAAAUCAAUAAUAAGAAAAUGUAAAAUAGAUUAUAACCUUUGUUACAUAAAAAUUAAUUAAAAGUUUUCCUUUUAGUUUUAUUUACCAAUGAAAACAAAAUUAUAUUUAAAAGGAUUCACUGAGAUCUGGGUCAUAUGAUAGGCCUUCAUUUUGAUUGCUUGUUAAAUUUUUGUAGAAAUCAUAAUAAAUAUCAGGUAUUAGGGGAACAUCUAUUAUGACUUUUUUCUUUUUUUUCGAUAUGGCUCAUCAUAUUAUGCUUGUUCUAAUAGUAUAAAUUCUAAAUUUCUUCUUCCCCUUAAAUUUAAUAUUUUGAAUGGUUCAUCUUCACUCAGACUUAGUUUAUACAGUGUGCCGGUUAGUGCUAACUGAACAUUGUACGAACGUGGUUAAGUAAGUUAUAAUUAUUUUGUGAGCUUAAAAAAAUUACAAAAAAUUGCUUAGAAGCUUUUAUACCAAAUUCAUUAAUAAUAAAUCAUAAAUAUUGUAUACUAUAUGCUACAGCUAAUAAACGAUUUUGUAUAUCUCUUUUCUCACUUAAAUAUUUUUCACUUAAUAUAUGUUAAAAUAAUAUUAUUAUUUAAAAAUAAUAUAUUUAGCCCCCUAACCAAAAAAAAAGGGUGUGUCUUUGGAAUAAAUAGCCGUAUGACAGAAAUUAUUUAAUAGGGGAUCAGAAGUCUGCAAUUAGCCUCCAAUAUUUGUAAUUUUUAAGUAAAAUAAAUUUUACCUUGUAGAUUUUCAUUGUGUUGUUUUUUGCUGAUUACUAUAAGAAUCAGAUUUGGUUUAUUAUAUAAAAAUUAAAAGUGGCGGUACUUAUAAUUAUUUUACGGGUUUACAAUAGAAAAGUAUCUAAUCUUAUUGUUCUUAGAUUUCAUUAGGAAGUGACGAGCCAACCAAUAUAUGUCCUAGUUGCAUGUUGAGUUUGGAUUCUUGGAGUAAAUUCAAAAUGUUGUGUGACACUACCAAUGAAUUUCUACAGAAUUACCUACAAGAUAACAAUGAGUCUGAUCUAGUGGUAAUAUUAUAAUAACUAUUACUUUACAUGAAAAAUUGUAUUAUUAUUAACACUAUUCUAUAUUCAUGUACAUUGUGAUUUUCAGUUGAAUUCUGAAAUGACAAAUUUAGGAACAUUGGGUUUCACACCAUCUCAAAUGUCUGACUUCAGUGUCAAUUUUUUGGAAAGUGAUACUUUAUGGAACAAUAUCACAACAAUGUCACAACAAUCAAAUGAAGUCGAUCCCACAUAUACAGAAUCACCUAUUCCCAGAUGUACAAAAAAACUCCAACCACCUAAAGAUCUAAUUAUUGACACUACAUCUAGCGAAGAAUGUAUGGAUACAGCAUUCAGUGUAUUAAGAAAAAAAGAUGAUAGUUGUUCCAUUACUAAACCUUAUAGUUGGAAUCCUAAAGCCAUUUCUAUGAAGGCAAUAGAAAAAGAAAAACUUGAUUUAAAAAAAGGGCCUUCAAGAUCACUGUAUUAUUAUAAAAAGUAUUUUCGCAAAACGUUUGUAUGUACUGUGUGUUCAGAAACAUUUACAAAAUUCAAUGAUCUUAUUUUACACGAGUCUACAGUACAUAGUGACAUUCCUAAGAAGUUCAAUUGUAAAACAUGUGGAAAAUUAUUUGUGUCUCAAGAAAAUCUUGAUAUACAUGAAAUAGUACACAGGGAGAAAUUGUUUCAAUGUAAAUUAUGUGAAAAGAAGUUCACUAACAAAAAAACUCUUGGCAGUCAUAUGAAUAUUCAUAUUGGAUUAUACACUUGUCAGAAAUGUGAUUAUAAAGCGCCCACUUUAUACAACUUAAACAUGCAUGCAAUGAUUCAUUCAUCAGUUAAAGAUCAUUGUUGUAAGGAUUGUAACAAAACAUUUGCAACACUAUCAUCAUUGCGUCGACAUGAUCGUCUUGUUCAUAAAAAGUUGUUUGUCUUUCAAUGUGAUUUAUGUGAUUUUUCUACGAUCCAACCAUCAAAUUUCAAGUAUGUAUUUUUUUUGUAUGCAAUAUUAAUAGUAUUAUUUUUAUCAUUUUCUAUUUAUAGGUACCACAAAUCAACCCAUACUCCACAAUCAAUUGUCUGUGAUUAUUGUGGUUCUUGUUUUAAAAAUCAAGGUCUGUUCGAAAAACAUUUAAAUAGACACAAGGAUGCACAGUUCAGUUGCACUCACUGUGACAAACACUUCAAAAGAAAGUCAAUUCUUAAAGAACAUUUGAGUAGGAUACAUGGAUUAGGCCCUAAUUAUAACAAGUACAAGUGUGAUGUAUGUGAACAAAAUUUUUCAAAGGACAAACAUUUGCGUAAACAUAAGGCUAACUGUUCUUCAAACCCAAUAAUAGUAUAAUAUCUGUGGAUACAAAUUUCAAAAAUUAAUGUGGUUGUGAUUUUUUAAAUAUAUAUUUAUUGUUUUAAAUAAAAUUACCAAAACAGUUGAAAAUAUUUUAAAUGUGCACAGAUUAUUUAUUAUAGCAGUUGUUUUCAACCUUUUUGGGUCCACAGCUUUUCUGAUUUUGAAAUACGAAUUAGUGGCUCCCUUAUGAAUAAUAAUAAUAAAAAUUAAAAUAGGUGAAUAAAGUACCUACUUUACUAUAUUUACUAUAGAUGCGAUUCCCUUGAUAGUAAACCACAACAUCCCUGGGAGCCGUGACACAGGUUAACAACCACUUUAUUAUAGUAUUUUUUGUGGUAUAAAAUGUCCAAACGUUUUAAUUAAUAUGGUCAUCAUUGGCAAAUUCUAAAUUAAUUCUUAUUGUAUAUAAUGUCCAUGGCAGUUAGGUAUAUGGUUUUACAUGGUUUUUAUGCAUUGAAUACUUUCUACUAACUUUUUUUCUAUAAUCACCAUUUCUAAAAUGUCAUA